AUGGCGCCAAAGAAAGACCCCAAGAAGCGCCCCAGGAAGCCCCAGUUUGAGGUCGGGGAGCGGGUGUUGUGUUUUGAGGGGCCCCUGCUUUAUGAAGCGGAGUGUGUGAAAGUGUCCGUUAAGUACAGGAAGGUCAAGUACCUCGUUCACUACCCGGGAGGUAACGAGAAGGGCGCUGUGCGGACCCGGCUCUCCGAAAAGCUGGCCAAGAUGGAGGAAGCUGUUGCUGCUCCCUGCCCUGUUGGAGAUGGUGACACUGAUUACAAGGAGGACUACUGCCCUACUGCUGGCUGGGAUGACGAGUGGGUUCCUGAGAGCAGAAUUCUCAAGUAUUCCGAGACCAAUCUGCAGAAACAGAGAGAGCUUCUCAACAGCAAUGAGGAGCUAUCUGCAGAUGAGAAGGUGGGAGAGGACCUGGCUCCCGGGGAAAAGAAGAGCUCCGGGCGCAAGACCCCAACCUCGGAGCCCAAGACCCCAAGCUCAGAGUCCAAGACUGCGACCUCAGAGUCAGAGUCAGAGAGUCAGCAGUCGGAGGGGCAGCAGGAGAAGAACCUUGACAAAGAAGAAGCCUCUACAGCAUCAGGGCCCUCGGGGUCUUCAGCCAAAAAAAAGGAAAAGAAAAUGGCUGAAACUGGAGAAGGAAGCAGUUCCAGCGAAACAUCAACACCAUCUCGGCCCCAGCAUUCCAAGCGGAGAGCCCGUGUGUACUAUGAGGUAGAAAGGCGAUAUGUGAAAAAAACCGACAUUAAAGUGAACAUUCCCAAUGAACUGAAGCCGUGGCUGGUGGAGGAUUGGGAGCUGGUUGUCGGGCAAAAGCAAUUAUUUCACCUUCCGGCUCAGAAGAAUAUAGAUUCCAUUCUGGAUGACUACGAGGAGUACGAAAGGGCCCAAGGAAACUUGGCCAAGUCGUAUUCAGUCACCGAAGUGGUAGCUGGGAUAAAAGCUUAUUUCAAUGUAAUGUUGGGCCCUCAGCUGUUGUAUGAUUUUGAAAGGCCCCAGUAUGCUGAUAUCUUAGCUGAUGAUCCUGAUGCUCCUAUGUCCCAGAUUUAUGGAGCAUCCCAUCUCCUUCGAUUGUUUGUCAAAAUUGGUGAUAUGCUGUCCUAUACUGCACUGGAUGAGCAGAGUGUGGCAUUGUUGCUAAAUUAUCUUCAUGAUUUCCUGAAAUAUUUGGCAAAUCAUGCAGGAGCUCUGUUCAGUGCCAGUGAUUAUGAGGUUGCUCCCCCUGAGUAUUUACAAAAAGUUGCCUAAGAGUCUGAUAUUAUUUGUUAAAUUUUGAUCUCAGUGAACAUAAAUGUUAUAUUAUUAGUUCUCUUUACAAGAAGAAAAUGUUUAAUUUAUUCAGUGUUUAAUCUAAUUUAUGUUUGUUAAGUAUUUGUUCUGUUUAAAACAUAAAAAGGGUAAUGUUUCAGUCCCUUCUGUAAUUUUAGAGGUUCUGUUCCAGUCUAUGUAAUAGUGAUCUGUGUAGAAUGUUUCACUGUGUAGUUAACAAAGCUGCUUGUAUUCUGAUGGUUACAUUCUUAUGACAUUUUUAUGAUCUGUUUAAAUGGGAAGUGACAAAACAUCUUUAUUCCUAGUGCCAAAGUUUAAGUCAUUGCAUAUGGUUAAAAAUUCAUUAAUUUAUGCUAUUUUCCUGUUACCUUCUUUAUUUUUGAUCUUUAAAUUUGACUGUGAUUGUUGGAAAACAGUAUUUUUUGUUAAAGUUUUUGUAUUUUGCUUCUGAUGCACAUAACAGCAGAAAAAUGCAUUAUUGUAUAUCUGGUUUUCUGAGAAAGUAUACCUUUUAGGAACUGUUUUAAAGACUUAAAUAUAUCUAUUUUCAU
Dromiciops gliroides (monito del monte) is the source of this 1820-nucleotide messenger RNA. Its product is annotated as mortality factor 4-like protein 1. Lineage: Eukaryota; Metazoa; Chordata; Mammalia; Microbiotheria; Microbiotheriidae. Gene Ontology annotation, cellular component: NuA4 histone acetyltransferase complex; nucleus. Gene Ontology annotation, biological process: regulation of DNA-templated transcription; chromatin organization. The record is from RefSeq and is a predicted model, not a curated record.